This is a messenger RNA of Zophobas morio, 502 nucleotides long. Its product is annotated as zinc finger SWIM domain-containing protein 7-like. The transcript has 2 exons. Bases 4 to 483 code for a protein of 159 amino acids. Gene Ontology annotation, biological process: double-strand break repair via homologous recombination. Gene Ontology annotation, molecular function: zinc ion binding. Lineage: Eukaryota; Metazoa; Arthropoda; Insecta; Coleoptera; Tenebrionidae. The record is from RefSeq and is a predicted model, not a curated record. Gene Ontology annotation, cellular component: Shu complex.
UGCAUGUCACGAUUUGAUCAACAUAACCUAAAAACAGCGAAAAUGCUGCAAGAGGCGAUUGUGCCCAAAUUAGCCUUUAAUUUACUAAAAGAAGCCGAGCGGUAUUACCUAAAUCAUCACAAAUUAUCUGACGCAGUCCUCACAGAAUUGUCGUCUGUGUUUGGUCAUGUUUUAGCCGCAGCCACAGAACUACUGGAUAAUUGCAAAAUUACCCAGUACCAAACCACAGACAAGUAUAGAAGCAUUUACAAAGUAGGCACCAACAUGGAACGAUACACAAUUUACAACGAUAUUAAUUUCUGUCAGUGCCAAUUUUUCCAGUCACAAGUUUUAGAAGACAAGGCGUCAGUAACAUGUAAACAUGUGCUUGCUUUGAAACUCAACCAAAUCACGAACUGUGUGAAAGUGUGGACGGAAACUGUGACGGAUUCUCAGUUUGUGGAAUUUUUGAAUGAACAAUUAAAUUUUGUGAAUGAUCAAUAAUAAAAAAAGAGUUAAGUAA